Messenger RNA from Paraglomus brasilianum, 2175 nucleotides. The record is from the annotation of a GenBank genome assembly. NCBI's taxonomy places the organism in Eukaryota, Fungi, Glomeromycota, Glomeromycetes, Paraglomerales, Paraglomeraceae.
AUGUCGGCAUUCUUAUCACCAUCACCGAAGAAAUCCUAUGUCACUGGCGAACAAUAUAUACGUACAAUAGCUCAUUACAUACGUGCAAAUGACCGUCGUCUCACCUCCCAUCAAGUCUCGUCCCAAUUGUCAGGUCACAAACGCAGCGACAGUGGCAGUGGUGUUUUCUCAAUACAACACUUGUGGUCAAUCAGUGCUGCACUUACUGGAACUUCAAGUCCAACACCUAGUUCGUCUCCCAUCCCAAAGACGCCCCUAGUCGCACUGGAUCCUCAUCAUAUGUAUUAUUUAUUAACCAGGUUUAGCGAGUUAGGAUUAGAUGUAGGGGCGUUUGAACCAGACUCUGAGUUGAUAAUUCGACAGGGAGGAGGACUGGAAAUGUCAGCCGAUGACAACACCGAUGCUGCAUCAAUCGGAUCAGUGAAUUCAAUCGGGUCGGUUUCGUCUGCCAUGUCGUCGUUAUCUCUUUUGUCUGGAUGGAAUGGAUGGUCGACGGCAGCACAACAGGCAGAGCAGGGUCCAAUAGAGGCAGAAAUCAAAUACAUAUUCAAGGCAUUUUCCAAAAUAGUCGGAAUAAAAGUUGGACCGUUCAAUCAACGACGUAUUGACGGAUCAGAAAAUUGGCCAAAGGGAAGUAUGCUCUCAUUUAGUCCAUUCAAAAGCCUCUGCCAUUUGGAGAUCUACGAUAUGCCUGUCAAAAAUUUCGAUGGAUGGGAUAUAAUACAAGAACGUCUGGAGAGUUUAACUGUACAAAGAGGAUCAAUCGACGAUAUCGUCGAUUUAUUCGCUGAUGCAGUUGUUAAUUCAGCUAAGCGACGCAAGGCUAUAGAGGCCAAGAGGAAACAACUGAAAGCAAACAUUCAUCUCAACAAUGCCAUUGACGUCGAUUCUCCACCAGCAACACAAGAACAAGACGCGGGUGAAGUAGCAGACGACUCAUUACCAGUCUUACCAGAUAAUGCUUGGUCUCGGUUGGAAUCUAUAAAUUUAUCGGACAAUUCUUUGACAUUCUUCUCAGCCGAGCCCAUUAUGUACAUCUCUAAUUGUACUCAUCUUGAUUUAUCUCGUAAUCUACUCAUUGCUAUUCCAUCAACAUUGGCUCAGCUAAUACAUUUGAAAUGUUUAAACGUCAGUUAUAAUAUGAUCGAAAAUCUCACAGGGAUUUAUCAGAUACUAGGAAACGUAAGCAGAUUAGAUCUAAGAGAAAACCGCGUAAAUAAUUUAUGUGGAUUAGAAAGACUGUACGAGCUGGAAUUUGUGGAUUUGAGAGAUAACUAUUUAACAGAUUGGGAGGAAAUCAAGAGAAUGACAGACUUGUCUGGAAUUAAGGAGAUUAACGUUGAAGGAAAUCCAUUUACAAAGCUGCAAAAUUAUCGAGUCAACAUAUUCUCGGCGUAUCGUGAGCACGACAUAGACAUAAUUUUAGAUGGAUCAGCCCCAACAUUUAAUGAGCGCCAGAAGAUCUCUGUUCAGCCUCGAACAUCUAGCCCCAAAGUUCCUGCCGCUGUCCUGAGCAGGAACUUGAGCGCGGAUAAUCUCAUUGAUAUUAUUAAGAGUAUUCCGCUAAACAUCACUGGUAAAGGAUCACUGAGAAAGAAGCGAAAUAAACGAAUAGUCGACCUCGAUGCUGAAGAUGAUGCAAGCGGCACCGGCACCGAUACAAACACUGACGAAGGGGCUUCCGCUCGACGUACAAAAUCAAAGAGCAAGAAGAAGAAAUCCGCAAUCAACGAAACACCACCAUCUUCAUCACCCAUUUCCUCAUCACCCGCAUCUCCUACUAGCCCAACUGAUGGCAAACCUCGUCGUACUGUCCUCCGUAUAGCCGAAAUAGAACGAGUAACAUCCGAACCGCGCAAAUUACGUAAACCCAAGUCGAUGAAAUCACUUAAAACUGCUGUCGAUUCCCCUUAUGCGGCAACUGGCAUAUCGGCAUCAGCUUCAGAUGAUGAUGCAAAAUCUGCGCUUGCUUCUCCGAUUGCCAGAGGAGAAGAGUUUAGAAAGAAAAUUAACGAUAUGAGGUCAGAGGGUGGGACUGCGUGGUUGAAAGUAUUGGGUGAGGUAAAUUUUGCCAAGAAGAGCGGAGGAGAUACGACUGGACUGCAUUCCAGUGAACCACAGUUGAAAGGGAUAGUUAACCGGUUGUUGAAGGAGAAACGUGAUCAAACGGCAUAG